AUUACCACAUCAAGUGACCGGACGUGUACGAGUCCCCUUGCUCUCUUUUUCUUUCCUCCUUCUCUUUCUCCAACACUUUCCUCAGCAGCUACUGCCACACUCCUCAGACACAAUAUGCGUCUACACUGGCCUUAUGAGAUCCAGGUCAGCUACUGGCUUUGAGCUCAGGCGUCACACCGAGAAUCCUACAGGGGUUUCCUUCAUGUCAGGCCACAGUGAGUGGGUCUGGCCAAGAAACAGUAGCAAUGACAGUAACGUACUCCCGCAGGGUCGCCGAUGCACGUCUGGGGACUUUCUGUCACCUGCUUCUACGCUGGAAGGGCAGCAUCUACAAACUGCUCUACAGGGAGCUGAUCAUCUUCACUGUCCUCUACUACUUCUUCAGUAUUGUUUAUAGGUUCGUGUUAAAUGAAGACCAGAAGAGACUGUUUGAGAAGCUGUCGAUAUACUGCGACCGAUAUGCAGAGCUCAUCCCUGUGUCCUUUGUGUUGGGUUUUUAUGUAACUUUAGUGGUGUCCCGUUGGUGGGGUCAAUUUGAGAACGUACCCUGGCCUGACCGGUUGGCAGCAUUAGUCAGUGGUCAUGUUCGUGGAGCUGACGAGGCUGCCAGGCUGACACGUCGGACUCUGAUGAGAUACGCCAACCUCUCCGGUGUCCUCAUCUAUCGCUCUGUCAGCACGGCCGUCUAUAAGAGGUUUCCCACCAUGGAGCAUCUGGUACAGGCAGGUUUGAUGACGUCUGAGGAGCUGAGGCACCUGGAGGAGUUACCCUCCCCCCAUAAUAAAUUCUGGGUUCCUUGCACGUGGUUUGUGAGUCUGGCUCUGAGGGCUCGAACUGAAGGCCGCAUUAACAAUGAUGUAGCACUGACAGCCAUUCUCACAGAGUUGAAUAGUUUACGGGCGAAGUGUAUGAAGCUGUACGGUUAUGACUGGAUCAGCCUACCUCUUGUCUAUACUCAGGUGGCAACAGUGGCUGUUUAUAGUUUCUUUCUGGCUUGUCUAAUUGGUCGCCAGUUUUUGGAUCCAACUCAAGGUUACCCUGGUCAUGAUCUGGACUUCUACCUGCCCAUUUUCACCCUGUUGCAGUUUUUCUUUUAUGUUGGUUGGCUGAAGGUGGCUGAGCAGCUCAUAAAUCCUUUUGGUGAAGAUGAUGAUGAUUUUGAAACCAACUGGCUGGUUGAUCGCAAUUUACAGGUAUCAUUGUUGUCUGUGGAUGAGAUGUACGACAAUCUGCCGCUGGUUGAGAGAGACAUGUACUGGAACGAGUCUGAACCUCAGCCUCCUUACACUGCUGCCAGCGCAGAGCACCGCAAACCCUCCUUCCUGGGCUCAGCACUGGAUAUCAGUGUCCCCAAGGAUGAGAUGGAGUUUCAGACCAAUCUGGAGCAGAUCAAGGAGAAUGAGGAAGCCAACUACUCCACACCACUGAUUGGAGGGUUGGGUCGUCUUCUAGGAGUCCAGUCUCCAAAUUUUCCUCGGUCUUCCCGGGUAUCUCUGCUGCGCCGCCGUCCUGGAGCUCCACUGAGCCGCUUCCCACUUUACCUGCACCCAGAGGCGCUGUCCGUUCCAGGCCAAGGUCGCCAGCCUUUGAACCAUGAGCGAGAUCCAGACUUUGCCUUCUCUACCGUACCCCUGUUUGAGAGACCUGGUUUCUACAGCUGCCCACAAACACCCAUCCAUUGCGUGCCCCCUGCAGUGUCCCGCCCUCGGCCUUCCAGACGAGCUCAGAACGAGUGGGACCGCAGCUGCAGCUCCCUGGCACCUCAGAUAGUGGGCUCACAGCUUUUACCUCCAGACACCCCCAGUCACCACCCUCCACCACCGUCUUCAGCGUUCCCCUGGUUGAGUGAAGAUGGUGAGACGCCCAGUGCUCCUGCCUUCUCCUUCCCUGACCCUCCACCUGAACUAUGCCCAAUAUCUAAACUCAGACCUGGACAUGGCCUACUGUCUCGUAGGCCUCUACCUCCCCGCCUUACCCUGGAUCCCCUGCCAUCCGCUGACACCCAACCUGGACCCUCAAGUGCUCGGGCGACCGGUAGCGGAGGUGAAAGGGUGUUCACAUUCUCCCCUCCCUCCCGUAUAGCAGCAGCAAAUCCCAGUAAUCCCAAUAGCAGCUCCAGCAGCAUUAAUGCAACUAGCACCAACAGCGCUGGCACCACAGGAAGUCUCUGCAACAGUACAAAUCACAGUAAUUUUGGUAACCAUGGUAACUUCAGCAGCAACACAAAGGCAAGCAACGGGGGCACAAAUGGUGGUUUAAGCAAUAACAUGAACACAGUUUCCACUACAGCAGCGUCGCAGCAAGAAGCCAAUCAGCAAAACUCACCCAAUGAUUCAGGAAUCUCAUUGGCUGAAGGGGACCUGCUGGGCGUUUUGGUGGACAGUGGGGUGAACAAGACGACUGGAGGAAGGGAGCAGGACUGAUGGAGGAAAGUGUGAUGAACUUUUCCUGCCUCAAAUGUGGCUUUCAAAGUAUUUCAAAGGUAUUGAACUUUGAGACUUUCUGUAGUCAAGUGGAGGUCGACAAACACUGAGUUAAUCUCUACUUCCUGAUUAGGUUAAAGAACAGCCCUAACCCUGCUUGUCAUGCAAAAAGUGCCUUACAGGACUCAACUGUCAGUAUUUAAAAGGAAAAACAAGAGUUCAACCUGACAAAAGUAGAAAUAUAUAUUUGUAAACCCAAUCUUGUCAGCGACACAAUGUUCCUCAAAACAUAUGAUGUAUCAUGUUGUCAUUUUAAUUUUCUAAUAAAAAAUAAACUGAUCUAUUACUA
Messenger RNA from Sphaeramia orbicularis (orbiculate cardinalfish), 2772 nucleotides. It is a transcript of the gene best1, whose product is annotated as bestrophin 1. Bases 246 to 2423 code for a protein of 725 amino acids. Gene Ontology annotation, molecular function: chloride channel activity. Lineage: Eukaryota; Metazoa; Chordata; Actinopteri; Kurtiformes; Apogonidae. The transcript is spliced from 10 exons. The record is from RefSeq and is a predicted model, not a curated record.